Messenger RNA from Bombina bombina (fire-bellied toad), 297 nucleotides. RefSeq names its product myb-binding protein 1A-like protein. NCBI's taxonomy places the organism in Eukaryota, Metazoa, Chordata, Amphibia, Anura, Bombinatoridae. The record is from RefSeq and is a predicted model, not a curated record. Gene Ontology annotation, molecular function: sequence-specific DNA binding; transcription factor binding; RNA binding. Gene Ontology annotation, cellular component: nucleolus. The transcript has 3 exons. Gene Ontology annotation, biological process: regulation of DNA-templated transcription. The annotation marks the transcript as partial.
GCUUCGUUGUACCUGUUUAAAGUAUUAAAGAACUGCACUACUGGUAAUAUGGAACAGGACCUGAAGAAAUCCGGUGAAGGAGACGUAUCUCAACAGACAGAGUGUAUGGGCUGCCUUGAUCUUCAGAGGGUAACUUCUCUCUAUAGGGAGGCACUGAACGUGUUCAUGACUAAGAGGAACAGUCCUCUGACUGCAGCCAUGUUUAAUGAUUUAUUUACUCGCUUCCCUUUUAUGUGUAAACCGUUGCUGGGUAUAAUAACCAAGUCUGUGAAAGACGGAGCCAGGCAGCAUCAGCAG